UUUUUUUUUUUUUUUUUUUUUUUUUGAACACAUGCAAAACUCCUUUCGGACAAACUGUGGGCGGAGGAACUCGGGUUUGAAUGUCAAGUAUCUGUGUCUAGGCAAACGCUCCGUGUUGAGUUAGCGAGCCCCAUCAUCUCUCCUCGCUGCAGCGAGGCAACAUCUGGUCCACAGCUGAAAACUAUUAAGACCUGCUGGAACUUCCUCCUCUCUCUAUUCCACCGCAGUUUGAAGGCAAAGUGGAAGAUUUGCAGAUAGGAGGGACUCCGCAGACCCACAUUUUCCACUAUGAACCGCGCCUUCAACAGAAAAAAAGAUAAAUCGUGGAUGCACACUCCGGAGGCGCUGGCCAAGCAUUACAUACCGUACAAUGUCAAGUUUCUGGGAAACACAGAGGUUGAAGCCCCGAAAGGCACAGAGGUGGUGAAGGAUGCGGUGAGGAAGCUGAAGUUUCAAAGGCACAUCAAGAAGUCGGAGGGCCAGAAGACGCCCAAAGUGGAGCUGCAGAUCUCCAUCUACGGAGUGAAGAUACUGGAUGCCAAGACAAAAGAUGUGCAGCACAACUGUCAGUUACACCGGAUAUCUUUCUGCGCAGACGACAAGACCGACAAAAGGAUAUUCACUUUCAUCUGCAAAGACUCGGAGUCCAACAAGCACCUCUGUUACGUGUUUGACAGUGAAAAGUGUGCGGAGGAGAUAACUCUAACCAUCGGCCAGGCCUUUGACCUGGCCUACAAGAAGUUCUUGGAGUCCGGGGGCAAAGACGUGGAGACCAGGAAGCAGAUCGGAGGCCUGCAGAAACGAAUCCAGGAGCUGGAAACUGAAAACUCUGAGCUCAAGAAACAGCUUCAAGACCUGGAAGAGCAGCUGAUGAUCGCUCAUGUGCCACCACCGCUGCACAUAAACGCGGCUAAUGAGGCGUACAUGCUGCAGAGGCCCUCCUCUCUCUUCUGGUGCCACGGCUUCAAGUCGCUCUCCUGUCUGGAAAUCUCCUCUGUCACACUCACCCCCAUGAGCUCGCCGGAGUCCAACCUGUCCGCAGGGCUACUAACUCCUCCUCCUGCCAAACCCGCUGUCCCUCCGCCCAAAGCUGCCGAGGGCUGCAGCAUCCCGCGCCCUCGCGUGGGGAGCAUCUCCAUGAAACCUCAGUCCACAGACAUUUUUGACAUGGUUCCUUUCUCCCCCGUGACGCCGCUGGUGCCCACGCCAGCCAGCAACGGCUGCCCGCCUCCUCCACCAACCACAUUGCCGCCCGAUAUGAGGAAAGAUCUGUUCGGCGCCGAGCCCUUUGAUCCCUUCACCUGCGGGGCAGCGGACUUUCCUCCUGAUAUUCAGUCCAAGCUGGACGAGAUGCAGGAGGGGUUCAAAAUGGGACUGACCCUCGAGGGCACCGUCUUCUCUCUGGACCCGCUGGACAGCCGCUGCUGAUGCCCACAGGAAGACUCUUCCCCUUUUGAGGCAGACUUUUACGUCGUUUGUAUGAAGAAGUGCCAAAAUCCGCUCCACGCUCGGGACAAGAUGUCACACUUUUCAUCUUGAGGUUUAUAUGCAUUUGCAUUUAGAUUGGUUUUCAAUAUUUCAAGGUAAACUGGGGUCCAUUAUAGAAAAGAGCUAUUUUUGUAAAAAAGAGGAAAAAAGAGGAGAGAAACAAGCACGGAAAGGGGGGGGGGGGGCGUUUUGAGUAUCUUUUUGCUCGCACAGGCAAGGUGUAAAUAGUCGAGUACGUCCAAUGGUACACCCUGUGGCAGAAUUUUCAUAAGUGUGUGUGUGCACCUGUUGAAUUCUGUGUUGUUGACACAUUCCUGUUUGUAUGCCAAAACCCUCAAGAACAAUAAAUGGAACCUGCACCGUUAACAAAACCGUUCUGUUCGCUCAUAGCCUCGGAUAUUAUCGUUUACUUUGAAUUAAUUUACCUUGUUUAUUAAUCCAGCCUCUUUAUUUUUUUUCCUCCUGGCUUUUACAUCACUGACUAUUUUUUCCUUGUUCUUUUUUGUUCCUCUUUUUGUGUGUCAGACAAGUUGAUGUGAAUUUCCAAUUCAGUAUUUACAUUUAUUUUGUUUUUUUUUAGUCUCAUCUUCUUCUCUUCAUUCGCGCAGAGCUGUCGGAAUUACUUUCGGUCACAUUGAUUUUACCUUUAUUAAAGAAACUCAAACUGAGAAAAACAACAACAUACCU
Messenger RNA from Menidia menidia (Atlantic silverside), 2175 nucleotides. The record is from the annotation of a GenBank genome assembly. Lineage: Eukaryota; Metazoa; Chordata; Actinopteri; Atheriniformes; Atherinopsidae.